CAGCUGGGCACAGCUGGAAUAUCUCUGCCUCCUCUGCCUCUGCAGGUUUGGUGUGUGAGUGGCGAUGAGUCAGUGAAGCACAACAGCAAAGUGAGGCUGGCCGACCCUCCCCUGUAGUUUUCACUGCUGAUCCUCUGCCUCUGCAACUGGAAGAGAAGAAGAGAAGAGAAGAGAGGAGCUGCACUGUGCCGCUGGACCUGAUGGAGAAGAAGCCAGCAUCUCCUCAUCAGUACGGUUCACUGGAGCGCACUGAAUGGAGCAGAGACGCCGGCAAACCAGAGGACGAUGUCGUGUCCAUGGCGGACUCUACCAUCACCGUGGAUGACAUUGAGGGGGAGCUCUUUAAGAUCGACAGGAUCAGAGACGUCCUGGUCAGGAGGGAGUCAGAGCUCAGAUACAUGAUGGACGACAUUCAGCUGUGCAAGGAGAUCACUCGACUGAAGAAGGAGCUGCACAAAUUAGUGUCUGUACCGGAUAAUGACAAGUCCAAGGAGGACCGGCAGAAGGAGGACGAACUCCUGCAGCAGUUACACAAGCUGGUGGAGACGAGAGAUUACCUGGUGGACGACGUGGAGUUCGAACGACUCAGGGAGAAAGAAGAAGAUAAAGAAAUGGCGGAUUUUCUGAAUUCAAAAUUCCCAAGAAAUUUAAUGAAGAAAGGUGUACCAACCAGACGGGUGCCGUCCAGGGCUCAGCAGAGCUCCUCCCCCUUCACCAAGACCGGCCUCACCCUGCUGAAGGAGUGCUGUGGCUUCACCUGCUCCAUCAUGUAGACUGCAGACCCAAAAUGGAGAACCCCCAAAAUGCCUAAUGCACAAGAGUCAAUAUUUCCAGUUUCAGCUUUUCAGUCCAAGAAAGACUUAGAGACAUGGACGGAGCGGUGCAACAGUUUCCCAGAGGGAGAGAAUAGGGUGAUGCAAAGUUGACGUGGUUGACGUGGUUUAAUCCCAGGACCCAAGUUUGUCAUGUGUUUUGCUGUGUAUCUCUUUUGCUAGAUUCUAUUUAAUAAUGUUGUUGUGAUUCUCUCUCGUCUGGUUUUACGGUCUUACUCUUGUUUAUUAUCACUGCUCAGCCGACUGCUCCUGAUCGAUUGUUUCCAAAAGGAGCAGCCUACUGCAACAUAAUGUAUAAUUAAGUUCAACAUGUUUAAUAUGUAUAUAAAUAUAUAAGUAUAUAGCCUACUUAACACUUGGAUUCACAACACACCCGCAAAUUAUAUAUUUAAAGACGUAACGGAGCGAUUCCUGUCAUCCCUCAUUAAAAAGUAACUGUUUUGCGUGAGUCAACAGGGCAGUCUAGACACACGGCCGGAACAUUAUAAUUAGCAUGACGGAGAUAACACUAAUGAAACUGACAUUAAUCUGAAGCUCUGCUAAAAUGAACGUACCUCUUACUUGACUCCAUCUGAAUGGGUUCGACCUUUCAAAAACGUAUUUUCUCACUAACCGUCAUAGCAACUUUUUGACAAGACCAACCCUUCCUGUUUAAGUGGGAGUACUAAGGCUGAGGCUGAGGGGGCAAGUAUUAUUGACAGCAGGUAGAGGGGGGAAUAGUCAUUGCUGACACAUACAGUAUAAAACAUACAAGGUGUACACAGUAUCAGCUUUUUGCAGGCACUGGUCACGUGCAUUCAUAAAGAGACGAUCACCAUAAUCCAAUAAUGGUGUUUACAAAAGUGUAAAUGUAACAGGCAAAAAAGAAACCUAAUUUGAGUUUCUACCCCAGAAUUAUUGCAAUGACUCAUUUUGAUCAAUAAUAAUACCUUAUAAAUCUAAAAACAUAUAAGUUUUGACCAUUUCAAAUCCCUCGAUCAGUUUAAAUCCCCAGAGGAUUUGAUGCUUAUGUGGAUGUACAUUUUUCACAAUUUGAAAAUUGCUUGGAUUUGUCAGCUUUUAACAUCAAUUGACUUACAUGGGACUGAAAAACAUAGAACCUAGAUUCCAGGACUUCAAGGAAAGUACUUUGUCCUAUAAAAUAUAAAAUACAUACAUGCAUCUAUAUGUAUAUAAAAGGUGUCAUAUGCAUCACAGAGUCACAGUUGACAGUGUUUUGAUUUGGUGCUUUGUGUUGCAUAUAAACCUUCUGGCUACGGGCAAAACGUUCACUACACAUACACAUCAAACAUCAUACAUUUGUUUCGAGGCCAAAUUCUGUGUUUAUUGACAUGGGUAUGUACCUUCAGAUGUCUCUAGUAGAGAAUCUCUAAGCCAGUGGCUCAUGACAUGGGGCAAAGGGAUAUUGUGGCCAAUCACAGAGCACAUCUCUGUGUUGCCAAGAAGAACAGUCUCCAUAGCAACCAUAUGUACCCCAUAUUUACAAUGAGACAAUGAGGGAGGUUGGGUGGAUCGGAAGCCGAUGGGACUCUAUAAGUGUGACAUAAAUGAACACUUGAGUCCUGUCGUGGUGACCUAAUUUAAAGCGCAUAUAGGGAUAGAAUAAUAUUACCGUUGUCGUUUUGGUGAUGUUCAUAUUUUGGAUUCACCAGAGGGAGAAUGUUGUGCUCUCAGGAUGUAUAACAUGUAACUGUAAUAGGGCCUCUUAAUGCUUUUUGCACGCUUUUAGGUUACACUUACAACAGCUUGGAGAUGAAGAAAACACAAGAUGAUAGAUUUAUGAAUGGAUGGAGAGAUGGAGAGAUCUUUUCACCAUUAUUAUUUUCGUUCCCAUAGUUGUUUGACAGCUUUCCUUUCAUGCUUUUCUCCAAACUCGUCCUUGGCAUAGAUGCCUGGAUUCAGCUGUCUCUCCAAAUCUUCACAUAUUUUGAUAUUCAGU
This is a messenger RNA of Pleuronectes platessa (European plaice), 2772 nucleotides long. Its product is annotated as bMERB domain-containing protein 1. The record is from RefSeq and is a predicted model, not a curated record. The transcript is spliced from 6 exons. Lineage: Eukaryota; Metazoa; Chordata; Actinopteri; Pleuronectiformes; Pleuronectidae. Bases 201 to 773 code for a protein of 190 amino acids.